This is a messenger RNA of Phragmites australis (common reed), 2378 nucleotides long. RefSeq lists its product as uncharacterized. Bases 197 to 1777 code for a protein of 526 amino acids. The record is from RefSeq and is a predicted model, not a curated record. The transcript has 13 exons. NCBI's taxonomy places the organism in Eukaryota, Viridiplantae, Streptophyta, Magnoliopsida, Poales, Poaceae. Gene Ontology annotation, cellular component: chloroplast envelope.
CAACGACCCGGUCGGGUUCGGACCCCGGUUGCUUGCUUCCGCUUCGACGAAAUCCGAUCUCGUGGCCACGGCCGGCACACACCACCACUCUCCCUCCUUGCCUUCCACAGCCGGAGCCCGGAAGUCCUCCACAGCCACUCCUCCCCGCAAAAUGCCCACCACCACCACCUAAACCCCACCUCCAAACCACCCCGCCAUGGCCGCCGCCUCCAUCUCUCUCUCCCUCCACCUCUGUCUCCGCCCGCCCCUCCCUCCUCCCCGCAGGAGGCCCCUGCGCCAUGCCCCCUUCCUCCUCCUCGCCCCUUCCCCCCUUCACCACCGCCUCCGCGUCGCCCCAGGCCGCCCCCAGCCCCCGCCCUCGUGGCGCCCCGACGUGAGGGCGCGCGCGGGAACUAUCCAGACGCCGACGCUCGCGCGCCCCGGCGGCGCCGUCGAGACCGACCGCCUCCCCUCCGACGUGCGGGACCGCGCCAUGGAGGCGAUCGACCACUUCGGCGGUCGCGUCACCAUCGGCGACGUCGCCUCCCGCGCUGGCCUGCAGCUCGCGCAGGCCGAGCGCGCACUUCAGGCGCUCGCCACCGACACCGAGGGCUUCCUGGAGGUGUCGGACGAAGGAGAGUUGCUGUACGUCUUCCCAAAAGACUACCGGGCAAAGCUGGCUGGCAAGUCGUUUAGGAUGCGGGCCGAGCCUCUGGUGGAGAAAGCCAAGGAAGUGGGCGCGUAUUUGGUAAGGGUUUCAUUCGGGACAGCGCUCAUUGCCUCCAUUGUGCUGGUGUACACUACCAUCAUUGCCAUUCUCUCAAGCUCAAGCACUUCCUCUUCUACUAGCAGUGAUGAGGAUAAUCGUGGUAGGCGGCGGAGAUCUUAUGGUUCUACCAUCAUCAUUCCAACGGAUUUGUUUUGGUACUUGGAUGCAGAUUAUUACAGAAGGCGUCGAGUAGAAAAAGAAAACGGGAUGAACUUUAUUGAAUCUGUAUUUUCAUUUGUGUUUGGGGAUGGUGAUCCAAAUGAUGGGCUUGAAGAAAAGCGGUGGAAGAUGAUUGGGCAGUAUAUUUCAUCAAAUGGUGGAGUUGUUACAGCUGAAGAACUGGCACCGUUUCUUGAUGUGCCACCACCGUCAGAAGAGUCCAAGGAUGAUGAAUCAUUUAUUCUUCCUGUUCUUUUACGCUUCCAGGGACAUCCAGAAGUUGAUGAGCAGGGAAACAUUUUGUAUCAAUUCCCAUCACUGCAACGCACUGCUUCAUCAAAAGGUGGUGGGAGUAGGGAAUAUGUAGGUACCAAAUGGUCUGCAAUGUUUAGUGGAGUUGAAAAGUACUUAGAGGAGAAAUCUUGGAAAUUCAGUAAAGCAAAUGCAUCAGAGAAGGCAAUGGUUGCUGGUUUGGGAGGACUCAAUCUUUUCGGUGUCAUCAUUCUCGGAAACUUGUUGAAGCAAAUGACAGUGACACCAGGUGGACUUAUUUCAUUUGCUGCACAGUUAUAUCCUUUGCUUCAGAUAUACGCCGGCUCCUUUUUUGCAAUACCAUUAUUUAGAUGGUUUCUGCUACGCAAGACCAACAACGAUAUUAGGGGGAGAAAUAAAGCCAGAGAACAACGAGCUCAGGAACUUGUGUCACCAGAUUCUUCUCUCAGAAGAAAGUUGCUCAGUGCACGUGACAUGGCUCAACGGAAAGUAAUUACACCAGAGGAGAUUGUCUACACUACUGAAAAGGAUCUAUUGGAUCAGGAUUAUGAAUUCAAGGAGUGGAAUAGGAGAUUUAAGGGACUUGAUUCAGAGUGAUGGAUAUACUUGACACAUAGUAGCUCUACAUGGUCCUUUGGUCAGGCUGGAUGAUAAUUUUUAUCUGCAUCCAAUUGAAUUGAGAAUAGAUCUGACUGAACCAUUCAAUCAAGUGAAAUUGGAUGGUUCUGGGACUCACUAAUAGGCAUACCGUCAUUUGGCCAUGAAAGUUUUGCGGAAGCUGCUGGCUUAGUUUGAACCGACCAAGGUAGGCAGCUGAUGUACAUAUUUGUGACAUUAAUCUGCACAAAUCUGCAUAUUUGUAUAGGUAGUUCCAUGCGCUGGAUUGGAGAUUGAAUUCAGAAUUCGACACGAGAAGCGGGGAUAUGAUGUUACUCGGUUUGAAUGGAGCCCCAUCAGAAUAUGUAAAAAGAAUACGCCUGUAGAGAGGGCCCCUCAGGACUUUGGGCAUUCGUUUCAAAUUCUCUCUUCAGAGAUAGGCAUACUGUAAUAACCUUCAGGGAGUCAACUCAUGAUUGGAAGUGACAGUUUCUAGCGUUAACCUGAAAAUAUGUAGCAGUGCUUUUGUCAAUUGAUUCUCUAAGCUGUCAAGGGCAUCCAUAUGAAAAAUGAUGUAAUUCCAAUUGAAAGAGCUUCCUGC